CUCUCUAUUACAGUUUGUUCACGAGGAACGUACUGUCUCUCUCUAUUCCAGUUUGUUCUCAAGGAACGUACUGUCUCUCUCUAUUCCAGUUUGUUCACAAGGAACGUACUGAUUUUAUCUAUUACAGUUUGUUCACGAGGAACGUACUGUCUCUCUCUAUUACAGUUUGUUCUCUAG
Messenger RNA from Lottia gigantea (owl limpet), 177 nucleotides. RefSeq lists its product as hypothetical. Lineage: Eukaryota; Metazoa; Mollusca; Gastropoda; Lottiidae. The annotation marks the transcript as partial. The record is from RefSeq and is a predicted model, not a curated record. The transcript has a single exon.